Molecule: messenger RNA, 621 nt
Organism: Cherax quadricarinatus
Lineage: Eukaryota; Metazoa; Arthropoda; Malacostraca; Decapoda; Parastacidae
Source: RefSeq, a predicted model, not a curated record
AUGGCAGAAAAGAACAUUGUUACCGUCGGCAAGUCUAAUACUUAUGUGCUUUUUAAGUCCGUCAGAAAAAGAGCGAACAGUGUCAUCAAACACCUGCGAGAGGUGUUGGGUCUCCUGACGCAGGUGUACUCAGUCUCUCCUGGUCACCAAGACAACACUUACCUCGAUACCGUCCUCGAGCGCCUCAAGGAGUGCUACAGAGAUGUGACGACGCAACAAAACAUUAUGGAGCCGGCCCCUCCCCAGCCACCGCCUUCUGGGCCGCCCGGCGCUACACACACACCAGGUGUGACCAGGUGCUCCGUCCCCCUCCGUCCACCCCUUGUGUCUGUAGCUGACAUUGAACAGCGCCUCGUCUUCACAAAGUUCACUCAGCCCUUCCGCCUGGACGAGGCCCGGCGGCAGUGGGUGUUCGGCGGAGAGCUGUACAAGUUUGAGGGUCGUCACCUGAAGCAGCACUGGGCAAUGCUCUUCACCGACAUUCUUCUUUUUACCAAGAUCAACAGAGACCGCGUCAUCUUCGUCAUGGAGGACCCUGUGCCUCUCAGCGGAGUCUGCCAGGCACUCUUCACCAUCAAAAAGAAACGUAAGAUAUUUAAAGGAGCGGCAGAAAGAGAGUGA